Asterias rubens (European starfish) is the source of this 1410-nucleotide messenger RNA. RefSeq lists its product as uncharacterized. The record is from RefSeq and is a predicted model, not a curated record. Gene Ontology annotation, molecular function: riboflavin reductase (NADPH) activity; FMN binding. NCBI's taxonomy places the organism in Eukaryota, Metazoa, Echinodermata, Asteroidea, Forcipulatida, Asteriidae. The coding region runs from base 3 to 1106 and encodes 367 amino acids. The transcript has 11 exons.
ACAUGUUCAGGAAAGUUAUUUCUCGUUCGCUUCUUUGGAGGUUAAAAAAGCUCGAAAGAACUUUGCAAAAACAGUAUGUGCCGUGCAGGUUAUGUUCUUCGGCGUCCAAGCCAGCUGAAGACAAGCCAGACGAAACUUUGGGUAAUUCCUCAAGACCUUCUUCAACAGCAGACUUAGCAGAGCAGAAACAGGAAGAGCUCAUCAAUAGCUUCAGAAAUGUCAUGAGGACAGUUCCAUCCCCAGUUGUUGUAGUAACAGCAGCAAGCUAUGUGGACUCACAAUGCUGUUUAAAACGAGGUGUGACGUGUAGCUCCUUUACCAGUGUGUCUAAGCAACCUCCAAUCAUCUCUUUGUGUAUAACAAGACCAAGUCGAAUGCACUCUCUCUUGAAAGAUACAAGACAUUUUGCUGUGAAUGUCCUCGCUCAAGAUCAGGUGCACUAUGGAGUUCAUUUCUCCAAGCCAGCAAGGGAGGAUGAAGACCAGUUUAACGCCAUCCCCCACAAGCUGGGAUUAUCAGGUGUGCCUAUUAUCGAAGGUGCAGCAGCAGUGCUUCAGUGCCAGGCCCAUGCCACUCAUCUCAUUGGUGACCAUCAUGUAUGGUAUGGUGAGGUGAUAGAUGCUAAGUUAGACCCGGCCACUGAGGGACAACACCCUUUACUGUACUUUGCUAGCUCCUUCAGGUCGAUCGGUGAUGAGGCAUUCAUGAAGGCAUUUGAGGACACAACGUUAUUGUUUGAUGACUGGUCUCACGAAGCUCAUCUUAGAAUGGCGUGGAACUACAUCAGGAGAAACGGCAAAGAGGAGGCUCUUCCUUUAAUCAGAAAUGGUAUCAAAAAGUACAACUCACAGCAUAAAAACAAGGUACAACGAGGCUACCAUGAGACAAUGACCAUGUUCUUUACCCAUGUGGUGGCUGAAGCCAUAAAACAGUGUGAGAAUGUGGACAUCACCUUUGAGGAGUUUAUUUCUCAACACGGUCAUCUGACUGAUCGGAGUCUCAUAUCCAAGUAUUACUCUAAGGAACUCAUCAGCUCACCAACAGCUAGACUCAGGUUUGAGCCUCCUGACCUGCAAGACCUACCGGGAAUGGAGAGAGGACAGUAGAGCGUUGAUCAGAAAAUAGAAAUGUUAGUGUCAUCUGCAAAUUAUUGUUGUUAUCUGCAAACAUAAGCCCUUUUCACUCUGUAUCUCUUAUCCCCAUGGAAUUGAAGCCCGGGGGAGUCCCAUGAGUUUUUCUUACCCCACGGUAACCUUGGUUCACUUUCACACUGUGUCCCUAUUCCACGGAGUUCCAGCUGCACGUUUCAAGAAUACCCCAGGGAUUUACUGCUUACCUCUCCUCCUGGGGCCAAUUUCAUAGAGCUGCUUAAACAAAAAAUUUGCUUAAGCACAAAAAUAGCUCGCUUAU